Molecule: messenger RNA, 498 nt
Organism: Seminavis robusta
Lineage: Eukaryota; Bacillariophyta; Bacillariophyceae; Naviculales; Naviculaceae
Source: the annotation of a GenBank genome assembly
AUGUCCCUGCAGCUACCACCCAAUUGCAAACUCUUCACAGCUGACGCUUCCUCAAUGUACACCAACAUUCCCACGAGGACAGCCAUCACCAAGAUCUCAAAGUGGCUCAAAGACAACCAAGAACAGUUCCCAGACCUGCCCACCAAGGCAGUCCUUAAGGCACUGAUUCUCAUUAACAUUAUGGAGUGGAGCUUCUUCCACUUUGGUGACACCACAUGGCGGCAACUCAAGGGCACUGCAAUGGGAGCCCCACAGCCCCACCCUAUGCCACCAUCUUACUUUGCCAUCCUGGAGUCCAUUCUGCUUCGAUCCUUCAUGGAUAGUCUUGCAGUUCUGCAGUCUACAGGAGAUACAUCGAUGAUGUCUUCGCAUAUGGCACUGCCGAAUGAAGACAACCAGCUCCUGUGGGAGGGCUUCCAAAAGGCAAGAACAACAAUGAGUACAAGCUGCACUGGGAGUUCACUGAACUCUCCAGUCAGGUGGAUUUCAUGGACAUGA